This is a messenger RNA of Mesorhabditis spiculigera, 537 nucleotides long. The record is from the annotation of a GenBank genome assembly. Lineage: Eukaryota; Metazoa; Nematoda; Chromadorea; Rhabditida; Rhabditidae.
AUGUCAUUAAGCGAGCCGAUCUUGGGAAUAGCAGAACCACUACAACAAACAGUCCUCAACUGUCGAAAGCAGAAAAUCCGCGAUCAUGCCAAGCUCUUCCUCCUCUACUCGCAAAAUCGUCAGCAGAACUCGAUAGAACGAAGCAAGCGGCUGCCGCCUUCCCUAAUAGACGAGCUAGCCGCCAAGCUCUGCUACUUUGGAAUCUACGGCGCCGUCAUGAAGCUACAUUUUGAGCAAGGAAUGCUCGACGAGGCGGCGGUCGCCGAACGAGCCAAAGUGUUGGCUAUGUAUCAAAGUGACAAGGACGAGCUGAUGCGAAGGAUAUCCCAAUUUGACGAGGAGCUGCACAGUAAGGCGAUCGGGCUGGCCAAGCACCAACAAGAGAAGCUACACCGGCUGGGCCUUCCCCAUUUCCAACCCACCGACGAUCCGGACAAGUUAUCCACGCAGGUGGCCAUCAUCGACUUUAUCCUUUUCUUGCCACCAGAAGAAAUCUAUUAUUCUGUCGACCCGAGGACCAAGCAAGCCGUGUUUUAU